GCUGACCGGCCGGCGAUGCAGGACAACCCAGCAGGGCCCGAAUCCGGUUACCGGUCGCCACAUGGCCGCUGUACAUUGUCACGUGGCCCCUGUACAGCCCAGCAAAACUUUCCUUGUCAGAGCUUUGAAGAAUUUACGGGUCCUUAUCGGUGCAUACCCCUUAGCGAGCCCUUGCCAUGGAUUCAGGCUGGGGCGCACGCCCUGGAAGCCUAGGCCAGGCUGAGGCCCCCCGAGCGUCGUGUAGUGUUGAUACCCUCGGCUGUGAGCUGCGGCGGUCUCUGGACAUGGACCGGACCGGCGCCCAGAAGGGUCCGCAAGGGGGCCUGCGUAUCGAAUAUGAUGGCGCGCGGGCGAACGGGGCUGCGCAGCAGGCAGUGCGCACCGUGCCAAUUGACCUCGCGCUGCUUCGGGAGCACUGGACCGUCAAGGCGCAACCUUCAGCGGAUUCCAAAGUGGGCGAAGCUCAGCCAUGUGCAGCACCAGGGCUUUCAGCCGCUCAGCAGUCGAUGGCGCCCGGACCCAUCGCGAGUAGUGUGGUGGCCCCGCCCCCGCACUCCAAGCCGCUGGCGCCUCUCCCGGGGGCGUCGCACAUACACCCGUUGCGCCUCUGUCGCAGCGUCAGCGUACAGGAGCUCCCUCACACCGAGAGCCUUGCCGCCGAGACCUGCGUGCGCGCGGGGGUGGCAGCGGGCAAGACCGACUGGCGCGUUCGGCUCGGCAGGCGCUCCGCCACCUCAUCCACCUACACGGACUGCUCCAGCCACGGGCCUGGCUCCUCGCCGGCUCCGUUCCUAAUGGUGUCGGGUGAGCCCAUGGUGGUAGGCACGGCGCCGUCGGCGCUGGGGACCACGCUGAGCAACGCCUCCUCGCCCUACGUCACCGCCAAGUCGGCCAGCAACGCGAUGCUGGGCUCCUCCGGCGCACAGCGCUGGACGCAGAGCGCACGCAACCUGUUUUCAGCGCUGCCGGGACUGUGCGAGGUGGGGCUGGGCGAAGCGGCGGAGGCCAAGCAGCAUGGCGGCCGCGGCGGCGAGCCCAUCGAGAAGCGCGUGUGGGGCGGCCGGCUACUGCGGAGCCAGAGCAAGGAAGCGGGGACACUGAUGUCGAUGCUGUCAGUGCUGGACAGCAUGGGGGCGCUGCCGCUCACACCGCGCUCCGAGAUCGACGCCAACACGCCCCUCAGUGGCCCUGUCACCGGCAACGGCCUGAACCUCUCCGGCGGCGUUGCCCCCGCCACCCCUCCGUCCGCCAGCGGCCUGACGUCCGUCAGCGCCUCUUUGGGCGGCGCCGCCACCUCGGCCGGCGCCGGCAGCAGCAGCGCCGUGAACAUCAUGGAGCUGUCGCGAAGCAGCUUUGGCGCGGCCGCCGUGUUCGGCCUGAACCGCCUGUCCUCCCUGGACUCAUGCACACUCCACCAGCUCGACCGCGCGCUGAGCAGUGCCUCCCUCGAGGCCGCUGCACACGCCGCUGCCGCCAGUGUGCACGCAGCCACCGUCCACGCCGCCAGCGCCGCGCGCGCCGUGCAGCAGGCCGCCGCCGGCAGACACACCAACGGUGGCAUGAACGGCCACGCCGUCACCGGAAAUAACGGUCACGCCGCCCAAGGCUGCGCCGCCAGCCCCACCGUUGGUUCCAGCUCCUCCUCUGUCGGGCUCGCUGCGUCCACUCCCACGCGUGGCGUGUCGCUGUCCUCCCUCUCCAUCCUCAACAGCCUGCCGGCCAUCCACAAGGUCCGGCCGGUGGGCUCUGUCACGUCCAUCUCGUUGUCCUUGCCGGCGGCGACCGCCGCGGGUGGCGGCCUCAGCGGCGCCGUCGCAGCUGGCGGCGGCGGCGGCGGGCCCGUGUCCUCCUCGACCAUGACGCGUCAGGACUCGACGCUGUUCGAGUUUGCGGAAGAGCAAGUGUCGUUGGCGGCCGCAGCUGUGGCGGCGGCACACGUCGGCGGCAGCGUCAGCGGCGGCUGCGGGUACUACAGCAGCGGCCUGAGCGGCUUUGUCGGCAGCUGCGGCGGCGCUGGCACUGGCGCGAGCAUGUACACGCACCUCACCACCGCGGGUGGCGGCAAGGGCCAGGUUGGCGGCAUGCCGACUGGAGCCAGCGGCGGCGGCGAUGGCGGGCUGUCGGGCCCAAACGACUUUCUUGUGUUGAUGUCUGCCAACUCCUCCCACGGCGCCUCCGUCAGUGCCAGCCCCAACAACCACCAGACGGCGGUGUCGCUGGCGGCGCUGUUAGCGGCGAACCGCUCCAGCGGUGGCGGCGCCGCCGGGCUCGCCGUCAGCCCCAGCGGCUUCGCGACGGCGGGUGCCGCAGCGGCACAAUCCUCCUUCUCCUCGGCAGCGCAGCUGUGCGGCACGCCGGGUGCCGGUUCGGGCCCCAGCUGCAUUCGCCGCUUCCUCGACCCCAACACAGGAAGCGCCGGCAUCACCACCACCACCACCACCACGACCACCACCGUUGUGUCUCCCCGCGCAGUCGCAGACCGCGCCGCUGCUGCCGCGGCCAAGUCCACCGCCGCCCCAGCCGCCGCCUCACCCGCCGCGGGCUCGGUCGGCGCCUACGUGCCCAAAAUAAAGACCGCGGCGGCGGCGGUGGUCAUGCCGCUCAGCCACGGCGCGCCUGACAUGCGCGCCUUCGCCUUCAGCAGCCCGGAAGACUUCUUCGCUGCCGCUGCGGUGUUGAUGGACGUCCAACUGCCCUCGGGGUCAUCCGAUUCCAACAAUGCCGCUGCCUCUGCCGCGGCUUUGGCGGCUGACGCCGCCGCUGGUGAGGACACACGCGCGUCGCACUCUGCAACAAGCACUGCGACGCUGGGCACCGCUGCCACUCUGACAACCCUCGGCAGCAGCAGCAAGGGCCUGUUCAGCGCCGCUGGUUCGUCUGUGAGCCCGACAGGCGGGGCGCAGCUGGCUGCGGAGGCAGAGGCGGCCGCGGAGGCAGAGUGCGGUGCUGACGCGUGAUGUGGCAUCAAGGGCCCCUGUGGAAGUGGCGGCACGUCAAGGCCGCGUUGGCGUUGAAAUGAUUCGGUCUGCAUGAGCUCCUACUAGUCACUGACAAACACGCCAGCAACAACAAUACCACGGAAGCUGCCAUCGGCUGAGGACAGCAAUAGCAACUGGGAUACUAGGACCGAAAACGACGGGCGCCAGCGGUGCUGGUACUUGUGGCGCUGCCCGUACGCCCUUUCCAUGCCCAAAUCCGAACAGCUGCUCGGGAGUGCUUGCAGAGAUUCAUUUAUAUAAUUAAUGUUCGCGGUCUUUGACCGGUACUGUUGUGGUGGGUGCGCGAUGCUUGAUCGGGCAAAGGCGGCGCCGUUGAAGAAGUAGUUUUGCGUUUUCCGCAUCAUGGAAAGCUGAAGGUUCCAGAGAUUGUGUUGUGUGCGAACCUGGCAUGCGCGCUGGGCUCUUGAUGGCUGCUGGGAAAGUUACCGUCGUGUGACACCGUGUCAAGCACGGUGACAGUGAUUUUCGGCGCAUCGGAGCGCAGGAUUGGAGUCCUGUUGUAUGGUUAUGAACUACGACCUGGUUAGUUGUCGCUUUGGAUGGUCCUGGGUCCGCGACAUAGAAAACGCCUGUGCAACGGCGCGUGCCAAGUCACAAAAGGCGAGGCUGCCGUCGCAAUGUAUGGACAGCCGCAUAAACCUACGAAAUGACGGCUGAGGGACCAGGACAUCUGGGUGGCUGUGGAUUUGUGUGUGGGCAUUCAGGUGAAGCCUCCACGUGUGAGAGCUGUUUGAGUAGCGGUUGGCUGGGCGGCAUCCGGACAUCCGCGAUAUUGGGGUGGCGCUAGUCCAUUUGAGCAAACCCGUAGCGUGCAGCAAGCUAUCUUUCGGCCGGACCUAAGGGCGCUCGUCAAGGCCCGCUUGUGUUCUUCCAAUUACGUGGACACAGGCAGGUAGGUGAAGGUAGCUGCGAGCUAGGCAGACCUUUUGCGGCGGAGCGGUGGUGACGGAGGGCAAGUUAGGCUACAACAAUCGGAGCGGCAUUGCGUGGGCCCUCGGGGCGCUGGCACAAGGGCAGGCGGCGCGCAAGAAGUACACAUACACACACCGCCCACUGCUGGCGGCGCGCUCCCGCCCAUACACACAUACACACGUGCCCGCCCUGUCCAGUGUCACUGUAGCAUUGCGCAAACGCACGGGCUGGGCAUUUUGCCAGCACAUAGGUCGCGUGGCAAGCUUGGGGCUCGCAGGGCGUCUUUGGGUUCGGGAUAUGUGCGCGCAUGCCGUGCGUGGCGAGAGCGAUGGGCGAAAGGGCUUGCACUGAUGGCGCGCACAACGCAAGGUCGGAUUGGCGUGUCCUGGUUUGGAUCUGUGCAUUGGCAUCGGCUGGACGUGCACGCGCCGGGACUUUAUUUAUAUACUCUUGUAUAGUGAGCUGCAUUGGGGCCGGGCCUCGGCUGGCGGCGCUUAGCGGGCGGAGGGGCUGCUUGGCUUGCAUUCUGCAAUUCCGCAAUCCUGCCAAGCAAGUUGUGAAUGUGCGUUCGCACUUGAGGAGGAAUGCAGAAAUCGAGCAUGGGAACGGGGUUCGGGCCUAUAGCGCAAGUGUGCAAUACACAUGCCAGCGCUCGCCUCAAGAGGUGUAAUGGAGUGUUCGAGUGUUGCGACAUGGCGCAGCCAGGUGAAUUGGCGGAGGGCAGUGAACCUUCCUGACAAACACAUUUAUCUUGUUUCCUUGGGCUCACUGCAGCAUGCUGCUGUGGAUGUGACGUUGAGCGGCGUAAAGUGAAUUCUUUCUCUGGCCGGAGUUACGGUUGUGCAUGUGAAGUGAAACUGCCAGGACGCUGGAACUGAACCCGAGGUGUAGAUUGCAUUGGUCACAGGGACCUGCUGGUGGCGUGGCAGCAACAAAGUCGUGGGGAGAAGGGCGACGUGUGUGUUGGAAGGGCGCUGGGGCACGUGAGGUGUCCGCUCGCCGGGUUAUUUCUGCAUCACAUUGUGGCCAAGAACUUGGUGUACUUACGACACACUACCUUUAAGUAACGCAUUAUGGCGGUUGUCAUUGCACUUCGCGCUGGGCGGCGAUGUAGUUCUUCCUGGCAUGCUGAAUGGAUACGUAGAACUGUGGUACCCGUAGCUCGGGGCCCGACUGUAGCUGCCCCUUGGGAUGUGUUCUCUCUUGAUAAGGGUAUUGCACAAUAAAUUUAUGCCGCACAGGCGUGCGUGGGGGUGGCACUGGCAGAACUGAGCGCACAUAUCACGCCCCCAUAUACGCACGCGGCAAUGUCGUUGCGUUGGUGGCAUGUGGGGGUGAGUGUGUGCUGCUGCCCAUGCACCUGGCGGGUCAAUACAUUGGUUGUGAGUUGCUAGUGUGCAGUUGGUUGCGAGGCAUUGGCACUGAAUUGUAUGGCAGUGGGUGACGUCGAUUGUCUGAGGGCUAGAGUGAGUAGGGAUUGACUGUGUCUUGACAACGGCCGAGGAAUGUGCGACCGCAUCCCCUGCGAAUGGCGACACAGACAAUGAUGUAAGGCAACCGAGGA
Molecule: messenger RNA, 5475 nt
Organism: Chlamydomonas reinhardtii
Lineage: Eukaryota; Viridiplantae; Chlorophyta; Chlorophyceae; Chlamydomonadales; Chlamydomonadaceae
Exons: 5
Coding region: 285-2957 (890 amino acids)
Source: RefSeq, a predicted model, not a curated record